Messenger RNA from Hemicordylus capensis (graceful crag lizard), 3043 nucleotides. Its product is annotated as putative per-hexamer repeat protein 5. The record is from RefSeq and is a predicted model, not a curated record. Bases 534 to 2444 code for a protein of 636 amino acids. The transcript has 5 exons. NCBI's taxonomy places the organism in Eukaryota, Metazoa, Chordata, Lepidosauria, Squamata, Cordylidae.
GCAACUAUAUAAGUAGGAAGAGUGUCACUGAUCAUCACACCUCAUCAAAGUCUGCCAUCGCCACAAUGGACAGCCUACAAAUACCCACACAUGAUUUAUGGAUUAUUUUGCCUUUAUGCCUCAGCUUGACAGAGCCGAGAGGGAGAGAAAGAAGCCACAUGGCUAAUGGAGAGUGCAGGCAGAGCAGGGAGCAAGGAGGAGGAAGUGAGAGGCCCCUGAGAGUGCCCCCCAAUCAGAGAAAGCCAGAGCAGAGGGGAGAGACAACAAGAGGGGGGCAGGACAAAGAGAACACAAGAACAUAAGAACAGUCCUGCUGGAACAGGCACAAGGCCCAUCUAGUCCAGCAUCCUGUUUCACACAGUGGCCCACCAGAUGCCACUGGGAAGCACGCAGGCUCAGCCCUGGCCGACGGGACCCUCACAGGAUCAGCACUGGCCAACAGAACCACCAUAAACUUAGCACUGGCCACUCUCACAGGCUCAGUACCUGGCAACGGCACCAUCACAGGUUCAGCACUGGUUGAUGGCACUCUCAUGGGCUCAGCGCUAACCAACAGUACCCUCACAGCCUCAACACUGGCCAAUAGCACCCUCAUGGGCUCAACAUUGGGCAAUGGCACACUCACAGGCCCAGUUCAGGUUGAUGGCAACCUGAUAGGCUCAGCAUUGGGCAACAGCACCCUCACAAGCUCAGCACUGGCCAACAGCACACUCACAGGCCCAGGCCUGAUCAACGGCACCCUCACAGGCUCCGCACUUGGCAAUGGCACCUUCACAGGCUCAUCACCAGGCAAAGUCACCCUCACAGCUCUGGUUGAUGGCACCCUCACAGGACCAGGCAAUGGCACCCUCACAGGCUCAGCAUUGAGUCACGGCACACUUACAGGCUCAGCAUUGGGCAACGGCACCAUAAAAGGCCCAGCCCUGGUCAACAGCACCCUCACAGGCCCAGCAUUGGGUCACGGCACCCUCACAGACCCAGCCCUAGUCAAUGGCACUCUCACAGGCCCAGCACUGGGCAACGGCACCCUCACAGGCCCAGCAUUGGGUCAUGGCACCCUCACAGGCCCAGGAUUGGGUCAUGGCACCCUCACAGGCCCAGCCCUAGUCAAUGGCACCCUCACAGGCUCAGGAUUGGGCAACGGCACCCUCACAGGCCCAGGAUUGGGUCAUGGCACCCUCACAGGCCCAGCCCUAGUCAAUGGCACCCUCACAGGCUCAGGAUUGGGCAACAGCACCCUCACAGGCCCAGGAUUGGGUCAUGGCACCCUCACAGGCCCAGCCCUAGUCAAUGGCACCCUCACAGGCUCAGCAUUGGGCAACGGCACCCUCACAGACCCAGCAUUGGGCAACGGCACCAUCACAGGCCCAGCAUUGGGCAAUGGCACCCUCAAAGCCCCAGCAUUGGGUCAUGGCACCCUCACAGGCCCAGCAUUGGGCAACAGCACCCUCACAGGCCCAGCAUUGGGCAAUGACACCCUCACAGGCCCAGCAUUGGGCAAUGACACCCUCACAGGCCCAGCAUUGGGUCAUGGCACCCUCACAGGCCUAGCAUUGGGCAAUGACACCCUCACAGGCCCAGCAUUGGGUCAUGGCACCCUCACAGGCCCAGGCCUAGUCAAUGGCACCCUCACAGGCCCAGGAUUGGGUCACGGCACCCUCACAGGCCCAGCCCUAGUCAAUGGCACCCUCACAGGCCCAGCAUUGGGUCACGGCACCCUCACAGGCCCAGCCCUAGUCAAUGGCACCCUCACAGGCCCAGAAUUGGGUCAUGGCACCCUCACAGGCCCAGCAUUGGGUCAUGGCACCCUCACAGGCCCAGACCUAGUCAAUGGCACCCUCACAGGCCCAGCCCUAGUCAAUGGCACCCUCAUAGGCUCAGCACCUGGCAACAGCACCACCACAGGUUCAGCAGUGGCCAAUGGCACCUCCUCAGCUACAGCACCCGUCAGCAACAGCUCCUCCGGCACAGCGCCUGCCAACAGCACCUCCUCAGGCACAGCACACAUGAAUGGCACUUCCUCAGGUGCAGCAGCUGCCAACGGCUCUACUAUUCCUGUGCCAUCUAUUCCUCAGAAUGUCUCAAGUGCCUCCAGUUCUCCACCCCACUCUUUCCUGGCCAAUGCCACUGCUCUUCCCUCAGCUUUGCCUGGCUCCAACACCACUACCUUUACCAUUUCACCUGACUCCUCUACCAAAACAGAUUCUGGAGUCACAGCACUAUCUUCAUCAUCAGGUACCACCACAGCUGCAAAAAACCCCGAAAAUGAACUUGGCCUCCCCUACUGGGCCAUUAUUCUGAUCUGUAUCGUUUGCCUGUGGGCUCUUAUGUUCCUGAUUUGCUUGAUUUCCUAUUGUUUAAGACCAAAGAAAACCAGCCCUACUUCCUUCCAGGCUUAUCGGGCCCAUCAUAUCCUCCGCAGUUUCCGGGAUCAGAAAUGGUGAAGGAAGGUCUUCCUCCUAUAGCCAGUUAUAGCAAUACACUUCUUUGGAGCCACUUUCCUUGACUUCCCCUUCAUGAACUGUGGAGAACUUCCAGUCUUCUUCAGUAAAAUUGCUGCAGCCAAGGCUCUUUCUUUAAAAAAUCAAUCAUGUAAGAUCCUCUAGAGGGCAGCACUGGAAUGUGAAAACAGUUGAUCCUCAUGAAAGGAAUGUAUUAAUCCUGUAGGCACUUUCUGUCUCUCAGUUUCAUUUGUGCACAUCACAGAAAUGAAACUGAGACUCACACAGCCCUGUGGCUUUGCCUUGGUCUGAGAGCUAACAACUUCCUUUUCUGCGUACAUAAUCAAGAAUGUGGAUAGGAAUGAAGAAACGAUGAGCUCAUAAAUCAUAACUGAGAAUUAUUGGAGCUCAGAUUGAGAACCAGGGAAACUUGGGUUCAACUCCUUGCUCAGAAUCAGUUAUAUUAAGCUCACUGGCUGACCUGGAUCAAUUACCAUCUCUCCAUUUAAUCUACCUCACAAGGUUGUGCUAAGAAGAAAAGGAGAUUACUUUUAUGUAACCCCAAAAGCUCUUUGGAAGAAGGGUAGGAUAUAAGGACAUAA